UCACUUAAAAGUAGUUCCACAGAGUGAUGAACUAGGGAAGAUCACCUUGAGCUGGUCUCAGUCUGCCAGCAGUCACAUCGACACUAGCGUUCUUAACACGAGACGAGAACUACUCCAGUGAUCGCCAUGCCUCAGCCAAAAUCUCAAGACAUGGGCUCUGCUUUCAUCCAGACACAGCAGCUCAAUGCUUCCAUGGCCGACACUUUCCUGGACCACAUGUGCCUGCUGGACAUCGACUCAGAGCCAAUCACUGCACGCAACACUGGCAUCAUCUGCACCAUCGGGCCAGCCUCUCGUUCUGUGGAGAUGCUGAAGGAGAUGAUUAAAUCUGGAAUGAAUAUUGCUCGUUUGAACUUCUCCCAUGGCUCACACGAGUACCACAGGGAGACCAUCAAGAAUAUUCGUGAGGCAUGUGAGAGCUUCGAGCCUGGCAGCAUCCAAUACAGGCCUAUCGGUAUUGCCCUGGACACCAAGGGCCCUGAGAUCAGGACGGGUCUCAUUCAGGGAAGUGGCACUGCUGAGGUGGAGCUGAAGAAGGGCGGGGUGAUUAAGCUUACCUUGGACGAUGCGUACCAGGAAAACUGCAGUGAUGAGGUCCUCUGGCUGGACUACAAGAACAUUACCAAAGUGGUGGAAAUCGGCAGCAAGAUCUACAUUGAUGAUGGACUCGUAUCCCUGCAGGUCACAGAGAUCGGCUCUGAUUACCUGAUGUGCGAGGUUGAGAAUGGUGGCACUCUGGGCAGCAAGAAAGGAGUGAACCUCCCUGGUGCUGCUGUAGACCUGCCCGCUGUUUCAGAUAAAGACAUCAAGGACCUGCAGUUUGGUGUUGAGCAGGGAGUCGACAUGGUCUUUGCCUCCUUCAUUCGAAAAGCAGCAGAUGUGCAUGCUGUCAGAGCAGUACUGGGAGAGAAGGGCAAAAACAUUAAGAUCAUCAGCAAGCUGGAAAACCAUGAGGGUGUACGCAGAUUUGAUGAGAUUAUGGAGGCUAGUGAUGGCAUCAUGGUUGCCCGGGGUGACCUGGGUAUUGAGAUCCCCACCGAAAAGGUCUUCUUGGCCCAGAAGAUGAUGAUUGGUCGCUGCAACAGAGCUGGCAAGCCAAUCACAUGUGCCACCCAGAUGUUGGAGAGCAUGAUUAAGAAGCCUAGACCCACCCGUGCUGAGGGCAGUGAUGUAGCUAAUGCUGUCCUGGAUGGAGCUGACUGUAUCAUGCUGAGUGGAGAGACUGCCAAGGGUGAUUACCCUCUGGAAGCAGUCCGCACACAGCACAUGAUAGCACGAGAGGCCGAAGCCGCCACCUUCCACAGGCAGCUGUUUGAGGAACUGAGGAGACACUCCCACAUCACCAGAGACCCUUCAGAGGCUGUAGCCUGUGGAGCUGUGGAAUCAUCCUUCAAAUGCUGCGCUAGUGCCAUCAUUGUUCUCACUAAGACUGGGAGGUCUGCCCACUUGAUCUCUAGGUACAGGCCCCGUGCGCCUAUCCUCGCUGUGACCCGCAAUGCCCAGACAGCUCGCCAGGCCCACCUGUACCGUGGAAUCUUCCCUGUCCUUUACACCAAGCCCUCCAACAGUGUGUGGGCAGAAGACGUUGACAUGCGUGUCAACUUUGCAAUGGAAAUGGGUAAGGUCAGAGGUUUCUUCAAAGAGGGUGACGUUGUCAUCGUCCUGACUGGCUGGCGUCCCGGCUCUGGUUACACCAACACCAUGCGUGUCAUUCUUGUGCCCUGAACAGCCAAUAUGGCUGCCAUGCUUUCUCCCAUCACUUUCAUUGCUUCUUCUUAGCUCUCCUAACCUCACUCCUGCUCACAGCUGUUUUCAUGCAACACCUGGGCUCCCACUCCAGUAUUUAGCAUUUAGGUGAGGAUGCAAAAAAAAUGUAAGACAGAGCUGAUUUGGGUGGGAGUGGCAUUUUUUUCCAUACAAUUCCAUUUAAUGUUUCCAUUCCUUUUCUAUUGAUCUUUCUUUUUUCCCCCCCUUUCUUUCAAUCAUACCAGUCUUCAGGGCCUCAGAUCAAUACACCCUGACUACAAACAGCUGUUUAUUCUCAUUUGUUUCAUUAAAAGUGUGAGUCUAUGGGUGGAUGCAUCCAUGUCUGUGUGCAUGCAUAAUUCUGCCUAUUUGGGCGUGGUUGGUGGUGGUGGCCCCAGCUUACCGUAACUGUACACCUUUAGCACUGAAACAAUUUACUAAUUACACUCCUCUGCCAGUAUGAUGAACAAAGUGUUGGCAUCCUAAAACAAAGGGCUCCCUUUGCAGCCCAGACUGAACUUCAUCCCCCCCCACCCAAACACUGUAGUGUUAUGAAGUGUCCUCUCUUAUAUGCCAGCUUUCACUGUGUUUCAGUGUAUCUGUUAGUGUUUCACUCCUAAUCUACUCCAGACAUUGUUACAUUCUAUAUUAUACUUGACUUUUGUGAAUGGUGAACAUUUGCUUGGGGACGUCCGAUUCUACUUGUAUAUUUUCUUUAACUGCAUAAAACAAGCUAGUUUUGGAUGUCGGAUCCUGAGGUGUAUGAGCAAGUUACUGUUUGUGUUGUUAGUUGUGUCAUGAAGCCAUCAUAUAUAAGUUGGAACUUGUGAACCAGGUGUGGUUUACUGAAGUUGACUAUGACUGAGCACUUUUAGUGUUUUUUCAGGUGAAUGAUGAGAUAAACAUCGGUCCUUAUUAAAGUGACUGAUGGGUAGAAGCAUCCUCCUUGUCUUCUAUGUUGGUGACCCACUGUAGCUGCCCUCAUGAGUCUAACAUGCUUCUGAUUGUAACGCUAGAGUGUAAGAAUUAACUUUAUGUAAAGGGGUAUUAUGUUUAACUGGUGUACUGAGCUGUCUCAAGACUGAACUUCCAUCAAUAAAAGAUGAGCACCUAUCUGAA
This is a messenger RNA of Melanotaenia boesemani (Boeseman's rainbowfish), 2865 nucleotides long. It is a transcript of the gene pkma, whose product is annotated as pyruvate kinase M1/2a. The transcript has 11 exons. Lineage: Eukaryota; Metazoa; Chordata; Actinopteri; Atheriniformes; Melanotaeniidae. Gene Ontology annotation, cellular component: cytoplasm. Gene Ontology annotation, molecular function: potassium ion binding; pyruvate kinase activity; magnesium ion binding. The record is from RefSeq and is a predicted model, not a curated record. Gene Ontology annotation, biological process: glycolytic process. Bases 127 to 1725 code for a protein of 532 amino acids.